Didymella exigua CBS 183.55 is the source of this 1701-nucleotide messenger RNA. Its product is annotated as actin-like ATPase domain-containing protein. The coding region runs from base 1 to 1701 and encodes 566 amino acids. NCBI's taxonomy places the organism in Eukaryota, Fungi, Ascomycota, Dothideomycetes, Pleosporales, Didymellaceae. The transcript has a single exon. Gene Ontology annotation, biological process: microtubule-based movement. The record is from RefSeq and is a predicted model, not a curated record.
AUGUCUACUAGUAGUGAGCGCAAAGUGUCUGCGUCAUUUGAGCGCUCUGUGAGAGGCACAACACCACGUCUCGCAGACCUAGCUUCCACCCCCGAGACGCCGCGAACACCACCCCAGCGAAACACGUCCUCGCUUUAUGGCUCGCCUAGCGGCAACUACCGCACCGAAGACGAAUAUGUGGUGCUAGAGAUUGGCUCACGAUUCGUACGUGGAGGAUUCCCUGGCGAAAGUGCCCCGCGAUGCACCCUUCCAUUUGAUCCAGACAGACAGAGGCGGGUGGGUGAUUACCGGCCAUACGACCCAGAAUACAGUCAGAAAAGACGGCGGCGGAGGAAAGGUCAGGCGUGGGGCGAGGACCAGGAGCUGUACCGCUUGGAUCUGACUAAGGUCGACGUGGAUCUGGUGGGUGACAAGUUCGAGCGGGCCAUCAGAGAGGCGUACACGAAGUACUUCUUACUAGACUCUAAGCCACGACGCAUCACACUCGCCCUGCCACCACGGUUACCGCAUGUGCUUAUGUCGAAGUUCCUCGAUAUUCUCUUCAAGAGUUUCCACGCACCAAGCAUCACCCUGAUGUCCAACCCCGUUCUCUCGACCGUCGCCGCUGGACUACGCUCAGCACUGGUUGUUGAUAUUGGUUGGGCGGAGACAUUGGUUACGGCAGUCUGCGAGUAUCGAGAGGUGCAUGAGAAGCGGUCACUGCGAGCAGGCAGGUGGAUGAGCGAGGAGAUGGCUACUGUGCUGAACGCCGCGCUCGACGAAGACGCUGCGCCAGGCACUCCGAAGGCAGAUAUCUCGUUUGAGGAGACGGAAGAAGUUAUGACACGUGUUGGCUGGUGCAAACCUAUCUCAAGAGGGAACCGAAGGACCGUGUACUUCCCUGCACGUGAGGCGCCGGUGCUGGAAGAGUGGGAGGACGCUGUCGAAACGCCUCCACCUACCGUCACGAUUCCGUUCUACAAGCACACUCCGCCGACCGAGCUGAAGGUGGCGCUUGCUUCGCUGGCUAAGCCGGCCGAGAGCACGUUCUUCGAACAAGAAGCACCACCGGACAAGUUCGACGACGACGAGCUGCCUAUCACGCUCCUGAUCUACCGUACGCUAAUGGCAGUACCAUUCGACGUUCGCCGUCUGUGCAUGUCGCGCAUCCUCAUCACUGGUGGUGUCGCAAAUAUGCCUGGCCUGAAGACACGCAUACUGCAAGAGCUGGACCUGCUGGUUCACUUACGAGGCUGGACCCCGAUUAGGAACUGGGGAAGCUUCCCUGUGCUCCGCGAGGACAAACUGCGGGCCCAACAGCGCGAAUCAGAGGCGAGACGGCAAGAAAGCCUACAGAAGGUGUCAGACUCGACUGCAGCGGCUCCUCCAACACCAGCUGGCCUGCAAGACCCAGAGAUCGACAACAUCGACAUUAAGCUCGCCAAUACCAGCCUCAAGAACGGACCACCACUCGAGUGCGCGACUGGAGGCACGGUCAGAGGUGUGCAGACGCUGGGUGCUUGGGCUGGAGCCAGCCUCGUCACUAACCAGAGAAUACGUGGCAUCGUUGAGAUCGAGCGAGAACGAUAUCUACAGCACGGGCUGCAAGGUGCGUCAAGGGACAAAGAGGUCUCUGUGAUUCCUCAACGACAGAGCAUGGGGCCCGGCGUGGCACGUGGCGCAGGCGAGCGAGUGAGCUGGACGCUCGGAGUGUGGGCUUGA